AUGUUCGAAUCCCCUAUUCCAUUUACAGGUGGCAAGCGCAAGCCACUGCCCCCGGCCGUCAUCGCAGGAAUCGUGGCGGGUGUUGUUGUCACUGUGGCGCUUGCUACGCUCCUCUACUUCCACCGUUUCGACAAACCGCUGACUAGCAGCAAGGCGGCAGCGCAGGUGUGUCAGGAGUAUUCACUGGCGGCGGUGGUGAAGGCGACCAACGGGUGCUUCGGCAUUCUCAUGCUUGAGCUCAUCACGGGCCGUCAUGUCAUCACCAAUUCUUUCGCCAUUCCCUCCGAUGAAGAGGCGGGUCAGCAGCUGCACAUCCUUCCCUGGGUCCAGCAGCAGCUGGCUCAAUCCGGCAGCAACAGGGGGGUUGAGGCAGGUCUAAAGGACGCGCGCAUGGAGGCGCGGGAUGAGUUGGUGUUGAGGGUGGUGCAGCUGGCACUGCGAUGCACCGCCAAGCAGAGCGCCAUGCGGCCGGCCAUGGGGGUGAUUGCCGCCGAGCUGGAGGCCGUGCUGGUGGCGCUGGGCGGCAAACGUAGCAACUCCGCCGCCUGUCAGGUGGACCGGCAGGUGGAGUCGGAGAGGAUGGCAGAUGCAGAUUUGGAUGCAGAGAUUGCGCGGCUGAAUGCGUUGGCUGAAGGCAAUUGA
This is a messenger RNA of Closterium sp. Naga37s-1, 642 nucleotides long. NCBI's taxonomy places the organism in Eukaryota, Viridiplantae, Streptophyta, Zygnematophyceae, Desmidiales, Closteriaceae. The record is from the annotation of a GenBank genome assembly.